Messenger RNA from Paramecium pentaurelia, 641 nucleotides. The record is from the annotation of a GenBank genome assembly. Lineage: Eukaryota; Ciliophora; Oligohymenophorea; Peniculida; Parameciidae.
AUGCAUUCAAGUGUUCAACAAUCAUCAAUUAUUAAGAGAAGCACAUUUUUAAAUUAAUCAUAAGCAUUUACGAUAACUAGUCGUAAUAGUUCUGCAAUUAAAGAUAAUGAUGAUAAAAAAGAAUUAAGAAGGUAACUUAUAAUUUUUAAUUAAUAAGAUAUCCAACAGAAUGGGUAGAAUAGAUAGACAAUAAAUCAGAUAAUAGGUAUCAUCACAUAAUCUUGAAUAAAAGCAAGGAAGAUCAUAAUUCCAAUUUGGCAUCACCCAGUAAAAUCUUUGAAAAUUAAGAUGGGUAAUUAAUUUAAUUGAUUAUAAGAAAUAACCCAAGUAGAUUUCACACUUAAAAUAAUGAUAUGUUAUCAGCAUUUAGAAGAAAAAACUAAUCUCUUGGAAAUUUGGGAAGUUGGUAAUUUUAAUCCCCUUCUACAUAAUCUACUGUAAAAGAUAAUAGAUAAACCAUAACUCAUUCAUUUUCAAAAAGACUUGAUUUAGCCAUUCCAUUAUCUGAGUUAUUAGAGAUAUCAAGACUAUUAGAUUGUUCAAAACCAGAUGAGAUAAAAUAAUUAUCAAGAGGCUAUGUAAAUGAGCUAUUUUAAAUGUCAUAAAAAAUUGAAAGAUCACUUAAGAAUAUCAAUAGAUGA